Pan troglodytes (chimpanzee) is the source of this 4116-nucleotide messenger RNA. RefSeq names its product desert hedgehog signaling molecule (gene DHH). Gene Ontology annotation, molecular function: calcium ion binding; patched binding. The record is from RefSeq and is a predicted model, not a curated record. The coding region runs from base 2501 to 3691 and encodes 396 amino acids. The transcript has 3 exons. Gene Ontology annotation, biological process: multicellular organism development; protein autoprocessing; smoothened signaling pathway. NCBI's taxonomy places the organism in Eukaryota, Metazoa, Chordata, Mammalia, Primates, Hominidae.
CAUCCUUUGGGGACUUGGAUCUGGUGUUAGGCCAUGCAGUUGGGCAGUGGGAAACUCCUCCAUCCUCAGUCUUGCUUAAAGCUGGCUUGUCCCCUGACUCCUCCUUAUAUUCAUGGCCUUGUUUCUGUACCUUGAGUAUUGGGGGUAGGACAUGGGCAUAGGAGUAGGAUAACCUCCCCCGAUACACUCACACCUUCAGCCCUAUCCUCCCUGGCUUAACUAUUGGAUAUAGAGUAAAAUAAGUGGCUGGCUGACAAGGAUUUUCAUUUCCUACCUGAGAGAAGAAUCUAGCUUUUUACUAGAGGCCAUCAGUUUCUUGAAAAGCCCAUGUGCUAUGUUGGGAGUAAGAGUGCAAAACUUAGGCUUAUACAGAUUGUGUAUUGCACAGCUUCCAGGGACACCAUUCACCUCAUAGUCAUUGUGUGGAUAGUUACUAUGCUAGUUUUCUAAUAAAUGUCAGUCAUCUUGAGGAAGGGGUGCUUUUUUUUUCUUUUUUCUUCUUCUUUUUUUUUUUUUGUGAGACAAGGUCUGGCUCUAUCACCCUGGCUGGAGUGCAGUGGUGCAAUCUCAGCUCACUGCAACCUCCGCAUUCUGGGCUCAAGCCAUUCUUCCAGCUCAGGCUCCAGAAUAGCUAGGACAACAGACACAUGCUACCAUGCCUGGCUAAUUUUUGUAUUUUUAGUAGAGAUGGGGUUUUGCCAUGUUGCCUGGGCUGGUCUUGAACCCCUGAGCUCAAGUGAUCCACCUACCUUGGACUCCCCAAAUGAUGGAAUUACAGGGGUGAGCCACAACACCCAGCCAUCUUUUUUUGGGGGGGGGGGUCUCACUCUGUCACCCAGGUUAGAGUGCAGUGGCAUGAUCUUAGCUCACUCUACAGCCUUGAACUCUUGCACCCAAGUGAUCCUCCUUCCUCAGCCUCCUGAGUACCUAAGACUACAGGCAUGUACCACUACCUCCCACUAAUUAAUUUUUUUUUUUUUGAAACGGGGUGUCACUAUGUUGACCAGGUUGGUCUUCAACUCAUGGCCUCAAGCAGUCCUUGCCUCAGCCCCCAAAGUGUUGGGAUUACAGGAGUGAGCCACUGUGCCUGGCCUGGUUUUUUCUAAUGUACACAAAGUUGCUAUGAGUACUAGCCAUAGAGUGUGGUGAGGGGAGGGUGAAUAUGAAACACAAAGUGUAGAUUCCACAAAUACUUGCAAAGCACCCUUCUGUAGAGUAGGCACUUAACCUUGGAGAUACAUGAUAAAUAUGUGUGUGCUUAAGAUUGCUUUGUCUAGUAAGGUGCCAGAUAAUUCUAAUACUGUUCUAACACUGCAGUUAAGUAAUGGUUCUCGAGGGAACACAGGUGGGCAGUGUUGGGACAUCAAGGAAGGCUUCUUAGAAGAAAUGACUUCUAAACAAAAGAAAUUGGAUGUGGUGCCUCUGAGAUGAGAUCUGAGUGGCUGAAAAUGGAGCCCUGGGAGUCCAGAGAGGGAGAAAGCUGGAGAGGUGCCUAGAUGGACGGUUAAGGGAAGUGAUCCUCACCUCUUACAAAGACUUUUGAGUGUCCACUGCCCUUCAGCAGCUUCCAACUGACAAGUCAUUCAUUUGAAAAACAGCAGCUAUUAGAUGCCUGGCAAAGAAGAGAAGGGGGAAAAAGUUGGAAGUCCUAAACGAGACAAUAAGUACCAAGCUCUGUUCCUGGUUCUGGGGAAGUUCCAAAGGAGACUGCAAAGUUAGUAGAGAAAUGGGCUCCUGGUAUCCUCACCUCCCAGUCCUGCUUAAUGCUGAGUGUGAGGAGAGAUGGAAGUCGGGGAGAUCUGGGGAGGACUACAGAGAAGGGAGGCUCUGGUUGUAUGCCCAAAGGGCUUGGCUGGUCUUGGGCAGAAAUUGGAACCCAUACUUCCUGGAUGACAGCGGAGGGCAUGGCCUGCCAGGGUAGGCUUUGAGAGAGUAAAAAUUCCAAUUCAAGUAUCAGAGGAGGGUGGUUUGGUUCCAAGUUUAGGCUUGGAGGUAGAAGGAUGUUCAGGCAGCCAAGGACUGUAAAGCUACAAGGAUUUCCUAGGCAGGUGUCUGCCUGGUUUCCAGGAUGGGACACACUUCAGUCGCAAAAUGGACCAUCAGUGACCGGCUAGAUCCCCCGCCCGGGUGGGAGGGGGUGGGACGGUCUUGGGAGAAGGGCGGAGGGCGGGGCCAGGGGCCACUUAAGGCGGAGUCCGGAGUCCGGGCGUUCUGGCAGCACCAGAGUCCUGCAGCAGAGACGGGCUGGGCUGGCACUCACCCACGACCCCCCUUCCCUGCUAUGAUGGUUUGUCAGUAGCAGGUCCUAGACACCCCCCGCCCGCUCCCGGGGCACGUGGGCAGAGCUAGCAGCAGCCAGGUGCACGGAGCCACAAGAGCUCUAGGGCACUCUGGGGGCAGCUCUGCCUGCUGCCCUCUCUGGUGCCUGUGGAGAUGCCUAACUGACAGGAGAGUUAGUGAGGACAAGAACGCUCCCUUUUGGCCGAGGUCCGCUGUAUCCAUGGCUCUCCUGACCAAUCUACUGCCCCUGUGCUGCUUGGCACUUCUGGCGCUGCCAGCCCAGAGCUGCGGGCCGGGCCGGGGGCCGGUUGGCCGGCGCCGCUAUGCGCGCAAGCAGCUCGUGCCGCUACUCUACAAGCAAUUUGUGCCCGGCGUGCCAGAGCGGACCCUGGGCGCCAGUGGGCCAGCGGAGGGGAGGGUGGCAAGGGGCUCCGAGCGCUUCCGGGACCUCGUGCCCAACUACAACCCCGACAUCAUCUUCAAGGAUGAGGAGAACAGUGGAGCCGACCGCCUGAUGACCGAGCGUUGUAAGGAGCGGGUGAACGCUUUGGCCAUUGCCGUGAUGAACAUGUGGCCCGGAGUGCGCCUACGAGUGACUGAGGGCUGGGACGAGGACGGCCACCACGCUCAGGAUUCACUCCAUUACGAAGGCCGUGCUUUGGACAUCACUACGUCUGACCGCGACCGCAACAAGUAUGGGUUGCUGGCGCGCCUCGCAGUGGAAGCCGGCUUCGACUGGGUCUACUACGAGUCCCGCAACCACGUCCACGUGUCGGUCAAAGCUGAUAACUCACUGGCGGUCCGGGCGGGCGGCUGCUUUCCGGGAAAUGCUACUGUGCGCCUGUGGAGCGGCGAGCGGAAGGGGCUGCGGGAACUGCACCGCGGAGACUGGGUUUUGGCGGCCGAUGCGUCAGGCCGGGUGGUGCCCACGCCGGUGCUGCUCUUCCUGGACCGGGACUUGCAGCGCCGGGCUUCAUUUGUGGCUGUGGAGACCGAGUGGCCUCCACGCAAACUGUUGCUCACGCCCUGGCACCUGGUGUUUGCCGCUCGAGGGCCGGCGCCCGCGCCAGGCGACUUUGCACCGGUGUUCGCGCGCCGGCUACGCGCUGGGGACUCGGUGCUGGCGCCCGGCGGGGAUGCGCUUCGGCCAGCGCGCGUGGCCCGUGUGGCGCGGGAGGAAGCCGUGGGCGUGUUCGCGCCGCUCACCGCGCACGGGACGCUGCUGGUGAACGAUGUCCUGGCCUCGUGCUACGCGGUUCUGGAGAGUCACCAGUGGGCGCACCGCGCUUUUGCCCCUUUGAGACUGCUGCACGCGCUAGGGGCGCUGCUCCCCGGCGGGGCCGUCCAGCCGACUGGCAUGCAUUGGUACUCUCGGCUCCUCUACCGCUUAGCGGAGGAGCUACUGGGCUGAGCGUCCCAGGCAUAGAAACCUCGAAGCGCCCGAGGAAACGAGGGCCUGCUGGCUGAGAUAUGGGGCUGUGGACAGCAGACGAUGCCGACUGGAAGGGAGGGAGAGGGAGGGGGAGGGAGAAAAUGGGGCUAUGCCUGGCUUAGGGGCAACCUCGUACUGGGAGGAGGUGAUACCGGGUCCUAGGUAGGUAGGGCUGAUGGUGCGCACUCCUUAAAGAGGACUAUUUAGCCUCUCCCCCAGUGCUUCAGCCCCACCCGAUAAUUUUAUUUUAUUUCUUAUUUAUAAAUUGUAAUAUAAUGAUUCCCUUGCCCAGCUUGCCAAGGUGAGGGGCUGGGGCAUGGCAUUAACACUGUCUGACACAGCCAGCCAGUCUGACAUCUGACGUUUUCCUACAAGGUGGGCUAAUAAAGGGAAGGCUUUCAGGA